AUGAAUUCCUCGUUAUUAUUUCGUCGAGUCAUUCAACAAUAUUCAAUAGGCUCAUUUAAUAAUAUUUCAAGUCGUUUUACAUCAUCAUCAUCAUCAUCAUCAUCAUCAUCAACAACAACAACAAAAAAUUCUAGCGAAUCAUCACCAAUCGAUUCAGAAUUAAAAAAUAAGAUUGAUGAUUUUAUUAAAACAAAUAAAGUUGCUAUAUUUAUUAAAGGCGAGCCAAAUGCUCCAAGUUGUGGAUUUUCUAAUGCUGUUCUUCAAAUACUUAAAUUACAUGGAUGUGAAUUCAAGUCACAAAAUAUUCUUGAAGAUGUAAAACUUCGAGAAACAAUGAAAAUUUAUAGUAAUUGGCCAACGUUUCCUCAAGUUUAUUUCAAUGGAGAAUUCGUUGGCGGUUGCGAUAUUCUACUUCAGAUGCAUCAAUCAGGUGAACUUGUUGAAGAACUGAAAAAAGUCGGAAUUCAAUCAAAAUUAUCAAAUCUAAAGAAUACAGCUCCAUCAUCAUCAUCACCAUCCAACUAA
Messenger RNA from Rotaria socialis, 525 nucleotides. The record is from the annotation of a GenBank genome assembly. NCBI's taxonomy places the organism in Eukaryota, Metazoa, Rotifera, Eurotatoria, Philodinida, Philodinidae.